Messenger RNA from Trichophyton verrucosum HKI 0517, 3858 nucleotides. RefSeq names its product class V chitinase, putative. Gene Ontology annotation, biological process: carbohydrate metabolic process. Lineage: Eukaryota; Fungi; Ascomycota; Eurotiomycetes; Onygenales; Arthrodermataceae. The transcript is spliced from 9 exons. Bases 1 to 3858 code for a protein of 1285 amino acids. The record is from RefSeq and is a predicted model, not a curated record. Gene Ontology annotation, molecular function: chitin binding; hydrolase activity, hydrolyzing O-glycosyl compounds.
AUGGCGGUAGAAGUGCAGUCCACUUGGGAAGAUGCUUCCUAUGAAAUAGGGUGGUGGCCCGAAGAUGGUGGCAAGCUUGCUUCCUCCAGUAUCCAUUCGCUGUCUAUGCAGUUGCGCCACUAUCUGGCAAAUGGGUACGGAUACCCAAACAACACAGUGCUGCUGUUUGGCUACUCGAACCAAGCCGCCGUUGGCCUCUAUAUUGGCAAAGGGUUGCAAAAUGAAGGAGUGGGCUCAUUUGCUCUUAAGGCGCUGGGAGACAGUGUAUUAGAGCCAGAGGUCAAGACGUCAAGUGUAGCCAUGCAACUAUGCCACGCAGGAUAUGACGCUGAUCAUAUCUUUGGCUUCAUAGCCACCAGCAAUGGCUCCUUCACCCCUAUACAAAGAGCACUCAGGACUUGGGCCAGGGCAGAGUGCCUCUCCAUCACCAAGUCCAAGAAUAUCACUGGCCCGGCCUACUUCACCACCCCUCCGUUAGGCCUUGCAAUAGACUCAGCUCUGCGUGGUAGUAACGCCACAACAACCACUUCCGCCAGAAACGACCUGGAGCGUCUAUCGGCCCGAGCCGAUGGCCGGACGAACCGAGUCCAAACGGGCGAAAGUUGCGGCUCUUUAGCAAAGAAAUGUGGCAUUGCCGAUGCUGACAUAAUCAAACACAAUUCCGCUUCCAACUUCAAUUCAGUCACACCGGGAACACUUCCGCACUUUAAACCCGAGCCUAACCCAGACGGAUCGUGCUACACGCACACAUUUCAGGCUGGUGAUAGCUGCUCAAGCGUUGCAGCUGCGAACGGCCUUACAAAUGAUGACCUAGAAGACUUUAACAAGAAAACUUGGGCCUGGAAUGGAUGCUCCAAUGUUUGGGUUGGCACUAUUGCUUGCCUAAGUAGAGGGAGACCACCAUUUCCAGCUCCUAUAGCCAAUGCUGUAUGCGGCCCGCAGGUACCUGGAACUAAGGUACCAACUGGAGAUAGCGAUAUCGCCAGUCUCAACCCCUGCCCGCUAAAUGCAUGCUGUAAUUUCUGGGGACAGUGCGGUACUACCGAAGAGUUUUGCAUCAAUACUGGUACUGGUGUUGCGGGAACUACUGGGCCUGGCACCAAUGGAUGUAUUUCAAACUGUGGUGCCUCAAUCAUUAACGGUAAACCGCAUGAGUCCUUUAAAAAACUCGGCUAUUUCAAGGGCUAUAACUUUUCUAGCCAUAGCUCUGUUUAUCAGAAUACCCUCCAGGAUGAAGCCUCACAAUAUACGCACUUGCACUUUGCUUUUGGCUCAAUUACACCCGACUACGAGAUCAACACUGGAGAUACUGUGACUACCGAUGAAUUUAAUAGCUUUAAACUUAUCAAAGGCCCCAAAAGAAUCUUAUCAUUUGGCAGUCGGACAAUUUCCAAUGAUCCAGGGCCUUAUACUAUCAUCUGUGAAGGUGUUACGGAUGCUAAUAGACUUAAAUUGGCUACUAACAUUGCUAACUUUAUAAAGAAGCAUGGCCUUGAUGGAGUCAAUAUUGAUUUGGAGUACCCAUCAGCUCCUAACCUUCCGGCUAUCCAAUCUAGGUCCAAGGAUGAAGGUGAAAAUUAUUUAGCUUUUCUUGUCCUUCUAAAAGAUUUGCUGCGGGAAAGAUCGGUUUCCAUUGCGGCUCCUGCCUCAUACCAGUAUUUAAAGGGCUUCCCAAUGGACCGGAUUGGGGAAAUUGUAGAUUAUAUGGUUUACAUGACCUUUGACCUGCACGGCCAAGUAAGUAUACCGAUCCCAUCGCCUUGGAAACUUAUCACAAAGGCUGGUGUCCCCUCGAAUAAGGUUGUUGUCAGCAUGCCUAGCUACGGGAUAUCCUUUGCAAUGGCUGCAACAGGCUGUCAUACGCCGGAUUGCUUAUGCACUGGAGGGCCCCAAUCCUCCAACGCAGCAAAAGACGUAUGCGCUCAGACUGCCAGAUAUAUUGCUAAUGCAGAGAUUGAAGAGAUACUUAAAGAUCCGGGUCGAAUCAAUCAGCACUACAUUGAUGGAGCAAGUAAUAGCAAUAUUCUUGUAUACGACAAUACCCAAUGGAUUUGCUAUCUGAGUGCUGAAGUCAAAGAAUCACGAACAGCUCUAUUUAAUUCGUUAAAUAUGGGUGGCACCGCUGAUUGGGCCAUUGACUCAGCAUCUUAUCACAACCGCCCUGCCAACGCUGGGGGUUGGAGCAAUUUCCUACAGAAACGCAGGCCAGGAGAGGAUCCUUACGGGGUUGAAAAGCGAACUGGGAACUGGACUGAACUAACUUGCGAAGAUCCGGGAGCUGCAGAUCGCAGUAGCCUGCCUCCCUCUCAGCGGUGGGGAAGCUUGGACUGUAAUCACGCUUGGCAGGACGCGAUCAAUAUAUGGAAGACUGUCGAUAAGCCCCGAUCCAGCGGUGAGAAUAAAGCGUUCCUAGCAUCUAUUUCAAUUACAUUCAGUGGGCCGGAAGGCACAGACUGCGGCAAGUUAUACGACGCGAGCUGUGAAAAUACCCGAACAUGCGACACGUUCCACGGGAAAGACACAGGUCCAGCGGCCUUUCUAAUAUGGAACUCCUUGGUGAUGGUCCACAAUUCAUACAGAAUCCAGCUAACCGACGCAAAACUACCAAUGCAGAUGUACAACGACAUCGAUAAAAAUCUGCAAAGAGCUACUAGCGAUUUAGUCAACUCCGUGUUUGACUUCACAGACAAGUUCUUACCGACACUGCCUGCUGACAAUAAGUGGUUGCUAGCCAUGAUAGAUCAUCUACUCCCUAUCGGGACUGCUGCGAUUGGCGGAUUUGUUUUCCAUUCUUGGAAACCUACUCGAGAUGAUGAACUAAAGACUACCACAUCACUUCUUAUCGGACAAAGUACAACACUCGCUGCAAACUUAUUAGAUACCCGUAAGAUUGACUGGUCCACAGCGACGCAAGAUGAGUUCUCCAACUAUCUUGGUGAAACCAUCUAUGCCUGGGUCAAUAUCACAGCAGUCACUCUCCGUGACCUGUUCAACGGCAGUGAUGCCUCAAUAGCUACUCUUACAGGCAUUAUUUCCGACGGCAAGCUCAUUGAUGGACGAAAAGAUAAUCAAGAUGAUGUUAGUGUCUUGAAUACUAGAGCUGAUGCACCCAUGUAUGAUGCUGGUAUUGCGAGAAUUGUCUUUGGUUUUGCUAUACCUUCCAUCUGGACGGCCGCGGGGACAUUCCCUUUUGUCAUUGACUCCGGCUAUCCAUGCGGUACAAUCGACCCGCUCGACUCUUUCCUCUCUGUGGAAACUAUGCAUGCCACAGCUAGCUGUGUUGAUGACAAACUAUACUAUCUAGCUUCACCAAAAGGCGACGCACGUGAAUAUGUGCCUUAUCCCCGCGGUAGCGGCGGGUAUUACAGAAACAACAAGUUCUCGGCUCCACCUGGGGUCGAGUUUUUGAACCAUGGGAACUCUUUCAAGGGUGUUACUUUGGAUGAUAUAGUCAAGGGAGCUGUCCACACAUAUAAGCAGAAUGGAGGCAGAAACGGUGGCAAAGUAGCUGACCCUGGCGAUGCUGGGACUCGCAAAAGGCUCACGAACGGCGGGUCCCCGCUAGUGUCUGAUUGCAUGACAAUAAUUAAGAACAUUGAAGGAACCGAUGGUCAGUGGACUACUCCAGUUGUCGGCAAGAGUCAGCGCCGGCUCGUUGAUUUUGGAACUUGCAAGUUUGGCGUCGAAGCAACUAAAGUAGACGGAAACAUAGCCUUCUACGUUGGCGCACAGGACAUCGUUGAUAUUAUCACAGACGCGAUUAAGCAGUUUGCCAAAGACGGCAGGGUUGCUGCCAAGGGCGACAUGUCGUGCCGGGGGAACGUCCAUGGCCAGAAUGUCAAAUGGGGGAUCUAUUGA